GUCACUGCUUAUCCUCCUCUCACGGGCAGGAGGAAGGAGUUUCAAAGCAAGUGCUAUGAGAUUGCCUGAACCAAAAUGAGCUUUACGAAGCAGCCUUUUACUGGAAAGAUAUUUGAUCUCUGAUUGAAGGGGAUUUAGGGGGAAUGGAGAGACGAUUCCAACAGUUACUACUGGGAAUGCAAUAUCGGGUCCCCUACAAUGCUUACUUAGGCUAAUGGAGGUCCUGUCAUUCAGUUCCCAUUGCGCUGGGAUACAGGGUAAACAUUCCCCGGUGACCCUCUGCAUGCAGGUCCCCUCUUCAGGACAUCAUUAAAAGCAUACAAGCAGUUGCCUGACAUCAAUUGUCGGGCUGGCUCCCAGGGUUCAGAGAUCCCGACAGAAAGCAGGAAAACAAGCCCAGUGGAGCCCCGGCUCUGCUGCUGGAGGCUUUAAGGAGGUUGAAAAUCGUUUGGUUGCGGGUGUGUAAGAAGAGACAAAAGUGCUCAGCAGGUAAGAGCGGAGGGUUUUGCCAAGAAGGAACUGUCCUUGAUCCCAGUGACAGGAUUGACUCGCUGGGGAUCCCUCUCUCGGGAGCGUCCACGCGUCCCCGAGGGGAUUGCCUGUCUCCUCUCAUCAGCAUCACGGCGAGAAAUUUUGCAGCCGCUCUUUCUAGACCUGCUAAUCCUGUUAUCCGGGGGGUUAUAAAUAUUAACGUCGCCGGGGCUGGGGAUGGGGGACCAAAUUAAGCCCUCUCUGAAGUAAGAUGUCAGCCAGCCUUUUCUCAGCCCACCAGCGCCCGGGGCUGCUGGAUGAGCUGCACGGCAGAGCCCCGCAAGUGCCCUGCCCGGAGGGGCUGCUGGGCGCCUCAGUGCUGGAUUUCGUGGCCGACCUCUCCCUGGGCAACCCCCAGGGAGCCCCCGGGGUGAGCCUGGGGCUCUGCGAGGUCACCGCCGGGCCUCCCUUCGGGGACACAGUCCUGUCUCUUCGGGAAGGGAUGGCCCGGGGUUUGCCCCUGGCUACUUUCGGAAAUGGAGAUCCCGAAGACGAGGGAGAAGAGGAAGAGGAAAGGAUGCGCAGCACUUCCCUCCUGGACAGACCUAGGAGAAAACGGGUCAUCACCUACGCCCAGCGCCAGGCUGCCAACAUACGGGAGAGGAAGAGGAUGUUCAACCUCAACGAGGCGUUUGAUCAGCUCAGGAAGAAGGUGCCCACCUUCGCCUACGAGAAGAGACUCUCCCGGAUAGAGACCUUGCGCCUGGCCAUAGUGUACAUCUCCUUCAUGACUGAGCUCCUGGACGGGUGCAGCAGACAGGAGGCGAACUAGGGAGUGCCCAGGCCCGGUGGGAUGCGGCUGGGGCCGGGCAUCACCCGCGGCAGCUAGCAGGUGGCCUCGGCACCUCCCUCCUGGGGAAGCAGAGCCGUGGCUCCUGCCUCGGCUUCUCACACCGCAGCCAGGACCGUGUAGGUGUGGGAUGCAAAACCAGGAGUGUUUGGAGAAGCGUGCGCUGGGGUCGGGAGGAGUUGUGGAGAAGAUGGAUGGAGAGGCUCAGUGUGUUGCAGAUUUGUUAAUAUUUAUAAUUUUUGUAAACGGAAGGCGGGGGGCGGGGGUGGAGGAAAUGAAGGUUCGCGGCCCUUUGGUUUGCGUUAUGUUGCCUGUUUGCUUUAAUAUCUUUCCAAUUUAUUGCUUUGGAGAAAAACUGGGCCGGGGCAGUGGAGCCCUUCCAACUCACAGAACGCGUUUCCAGCGGGUUCGGUUCCUGCCCAGCCGCUUGCCAGGGAAAUUUCAGUUUGUGCAUUUUAACCCAGCGCUUUCUGCCUUUUAAAAAAUAAACAACAACUCCCUUUU
Molecule: messenger RNA, 1825 nt
Organism: Catharus ustulatus (Swainson's thrush)
Lineage: Eukaryota; Metazoa; Chordata; Aves; Passeriformes; Turdidae
Gene: FERD3L
Product: Fer3 like bHLH transcription factor
Exons: 1
Coding region: 743-1303 (186 amino acids)
Biological process (GO): regulation of transcription by RNA polymerase II; developmental process
Molecular function (GO): DNA-binding transcription factor activity, RNA polymerase II-specific; protein dimerization activity; RNA polymerase II transcription regulatory region sequence-specific DNA binding
Source: RefSeq, a predicted model, not a curated record